AAUCAGGAGGCGGAGCUUUUUGUCAGUUUAAAUUUUUGAUUGGACACGAGCAGUAUGGUGUUAAGACAGAGAAGAAAACCAUUUCAACAGGUUGUAACAGAACUGGACGCAUUCCCCAAAGUAGAGGAAACUUAUGUAGAACAAACUGCUACAGGAGCCUCAGUUUCCAUUAUAACCUUUAUCCUGGUCGUCUUGCUGCUACAUUCCGAACUAACCUACUACUACUGGCCGGGAUAUAAGUUUAGGUUUUCCUCCGACGCCGACAUGAAUUCCAAACUGAAGCUGAAUGUAGAUCUCACCGUAGCUAUGCCUUGUGAUUUGAUAGGAGCUGAUAUCCUGGACAAGACGAAUCAGAACGCGUUCAGCUUCGGUAGAUUACGAGAAGAUCCAACCUGGUUCAAGCUGGAGGAACAUCAGCUCAUUCAUUUCAGAGAGAUGGAACGACUAAACGCUUAUCUGAGUGAAGAAUAUCAUCAGCUUCAAGAUGUUCUUUGGAAAUCUGGGUACUCGAGACUCUACGGAGAUAUGCCGGCUAGACGAUUAGUACCUGAUGAACCACAUGAUGCUUGCCGCGUACAUGGUUCUCUUACUCUCAACAAGGUUGCAGGAAACUUCCAUGUAACAGCAGGAAAGGUUCUACCCAUUGCUGGAGCACAUGCACAUCUGACAAGCUUUAUGGAGGAACAUGAGUAUAAUUUUACACACAGGAUUGAAAAAUUGAGUUUUGGAGACUCCGUUGCGGGGAUAAUUCAACCUCUGGAGGGAACAGAGAUGACGACGGAUAUAAAUCUGAUAAACUACCAGUACUACAUUGAGAUCGUACCUACUGUUGUGGAUACAUAUCUUGGUAGGACAGUCACCUACCAGUACAGUGUCAAGGAGCUAGCUCGUCCUAUCUCGCAUGGUCAGGGUUCCCAUGGUACUCCUGGUAUAUACUUCAAGUAUGAUAUAUCUGCGCUCAAAGUAGAAGUCACAAAAGACAGGGAACCUUUUUGGCAGUUUCUAGUUAAAGUAUGUGCCGGAGUUGGAGGCAUUUGUGCAACCUCUGGACUUCUAGCCAUCCUCGUCAAGUGGGUAGUCAACACCAUAUGCUGUAGUCUAGGUCAAGAGCAAACAAAGAAACCAGUUUCAGCGUCAGCUGUACCAGCCAGCUGAUAAUCUGGGUUCACUAAAAGUUAAAACCAGUUUUUGACUCAGCUACAACAACAAGUGAAAGAUAAUCCGGGAAUCUAGCUAGUUACAACUGGGGGUCAUUCCUAGUUGAAACUGGUUCUUGCGUCAGCUGCAGCAACUAGCUGAAGUCGCGUGUUCCUCCAGUUAAAACCGGUUAUUUUAUUACUAGCAGAAAACUUGCCUUAGUUGCAACUAUUUAACACACGCUGGUUACAGCAUUAGUGGCAACCAUUUUCCGUUAACUGAUUACUGCAUUAGAAGCAUUAUUUGAAUGAUUAGUGUGAAUUGUGAAGUGUGAAUGUGUUAUUUGUAUUUUCCAGCACGUAUUGUUUUGAUUUGUGGGUUUAAUAACUAUCUGUUAACACAUUUGGUUUUUUCAUCAAAAUGUUUUAUGAUUUAAAAAUUAAAUUUGAGCCUCUCUGACGAAAACGGGCACGUGGUUUUGUGCACUGUUGCAUUUAUCUGCGUUUUAAUUUGACACUUGUGAUUUAUCCUUUUCCUUCGUUUUUUUACAAUGAAUAAAAUGUAUCUUAAAAAAUAA
Molecule: messenger RNA, 1714 nt
Organism: Eurytemora carolleeae
Lineage: Eukaryota; Metazoa; Arthropoda; Copepoda; Calanoida; Temoridae
Product: endoplasmic reticulum-Golgi intermediate compartment protein 2
Exons: 12
Coding region: 55-1155 (366 amino acids)
Biological process (GO): retrograde vesicle-mediated transport, Golgi to endoplasmic reticulum; endoplasmic reticulum to Golgi vesicle-mediated transport
Cellular component (GO): COPII-coated ER to Golgi transport vesicle; endoplasmic reticulum; membrane
Source: RefSeq, a predicted model, not a curated record